CCCAUUUCUCCUGCAAACAAGACACAUUGUUAAUAUUGUUUCUCUUGCAAUUAAAAAAAGGUAUCGUCCGUAGGAAAAAGAAUCUGCUUUCGUGCCCGAAUACAAUCGGAAUGUAUCUCAUUGUCAGCGGUGCUAAAACACUGCUAUCGAACAAACAAAGGAAGCGAUCGACGUUUAGCGUUUCGAAACAAUUAACGCGUCUCUCGGUCACCGAUAUUCCUCCCUGCCAGUGAACGAAAGCCUGUUCACCGAUAUAAACGGCACGAACAUUCCUGCGAAACCGUGCUUCGUCGGGCUAAUUUGCAGACAAAGUGUACUCUCGAGCGUACGUCGAACCAUUCGAUACGACCGAAUCGCGGGACAAUUUGUUGCGCUACGAGCGUGCGAAUUUCAUUGACACGGUGGCGCAUAAAGUGGACGGAUCGAAAAUGGCUACAGUUUGCACGACGUCGUUGUCGAAGUGUCAGAACGGAAAACUCAAGUUUUGCUCGAGUCAACCGAAAAAAGCCGGCAACUGCGAAUGCAAAAGCGGCGGCCAUGCGAAAUAUGGUUGCGUCCCUUGCAACGGAAAAGAGUCGACCAAAGGAAGAGUCAAGAUCCGGGGAACCAUGAAAACGAUCGCGAGAAAGAAGCCGAUCGCCCCGAGAGUCUUGACCAGGAAGGAGUACGAACAAUUUCGGAUGUGCGGCGACGCUGUCCCGGAAGAAGAUCGCGAACAAGCCCUGAAAGCGGAGGCAGAGAAAAGGGAGAGACUCGUGGCGGAAAGCAUGGCGAGAAAAGAAGAGUUCCGUAAGCUGGACAUGGAGAGACCCCGGGAGAAAAGCGAGGAGCUGGCAGAGAUCGAGGAGGAGGCCAGGAAAAGGACUGGAUACGUGCUGGAGCGAGCGCGUAAUAUGAGACUGGAACAGGAAGAGGAGAUACAGAAGUGUAACAGGAUUAUUUUGGAAACGAAGUGCCGUGCCGUACGCGAUGCACAGUUAGCGGAGAGAAAACUGAUGGAGACCGAGUUGGAGGAAGAGGAGAAGCGUUUGAACGACACGAUGGAGAACGAGAGGAGAUGGGCGAUCAAAGAAGAGCUGAAAAAGGAGCAACAGGAGAUAGCCAAGAAAUUGGAGUUCGCGAACAGUCUGAAGGGCCAAAUACGCGAGAACGAGGAACAAAGGCUUUUGGAUUUUGCUAGGAAGCAGGAGGAAAGCCGACUGAUUAAUUUAAGCAACAUCGCCUGGCAGCAAUCCGAGAUUGCCAAGCUGCAAAACAGGGAGGCCGAUUUCGCCCGAGUUCGACAGGAAAUCGCGGAGGGGAACAAACAAUUGAAACAUCUGAAAGCCAUGGAGGAACAGGAAAAUAUAAUCGUUGAUCUUAGGAUUCGGGAGUACCAAAUGGAGAAACAAGGAAGAGAGGCGAGGCUGGCCGAGGAACGAAGACUGGAGAAACGAAGGAAGGACGAGGAUAAAGCGAAAGUUGCGUCUCAGACGUUGCGAGAUCAGGACACGCAAGCACGAAUAGAGGAGCUAACCGUUGCCCGGAUUCAGGAAGAAGUGGAACGAGAAUGGAGGCAAAAAGAGAAGGAGGAGGCUCUGGGGCGAGCUCGGGCUCGGAAGAGUCUCGCGGAAGAGCGAGAGAAACAGAUCAAUAAUAAACGAAUAAUGCAGGCGAUCGAGAUCGAACGAGAGCGGCGCGAGUUUGAAAAAAUCGUGCGCGUUCAAAAGGAAGCUUUCUGCCGAGAGCAGAAAGAGCUUGAGAAGAAGCAACGGCAAGCCUUGAAGCACAGGAGCGAGAUACUGAAACAGGUAAACGAGAAGGAAAGGAAACGCAUCGAAGCUAGGCAAAAGAUGUUCGAGGAAGGUCUGGCGAUUCGCACGGAGACUGAAAUACGUAAGAAACAAUUGCGGGAAGCGAUGGAGAAGAAAUGUGACGAGAUGAGGAGCAACAAAGUACCUGAUAUGUACAUAAACGAAGUGAAACGAAUGAUCGAGAAUAUCCAUUGAAAAGUACACGUAUAUUUUUAUGUAUAUCUCUGCUUCCGGAGUUCAUAGGCUACCGCUUGUUUCGCGUUAUUUCCAUAACAUGACAACGUUCGGAUCGCGCUCAACGAUAUCUUCUAUCUGUGCCGCCGACUGGCCCGUACUGCAACAUAUUUCGUCGAGGCUAUACGUUCCCGUGAAAUAUUUGUACACGGGAUUGUUUUUCAUCUCGUCGCUGCAAGGCAAUCCUGGCAGACAUAUCGGAUACUGGAAUCAAAAAAAAAAGAGAAAAGGAGGGUGACGAAUUUGUAUAAAGAUAAAAAUAUAGUAAUGUUUCUUUGGUAAAAAUAACAAGGUUGAGAAGUUACACCUUGUACACUCUACGAAUGAGGCCUUCGAUGAGACCAAAUUGUACCAGCCUUCUUUCGUUGAUUCUCAGAUUCUGAGGAUUAAGUCUUUGGCAUAAGUCUCUCAUGCUACUACCGUGUGUCAUGCUCGCGUACAUUCUGUAUAUGUCCCUGAGAUACGCGGGUUGCCUAGCUGUGAAAAACAUAGUUUUGUCAAAUGCAUUCUCCAGCUUCUCCGAAUAUUUACAUUGGAGAUACGAAGCUUACGAAAUUUCGAUGCGUAUGCUAUACAUCGUUCUUGUAACUUGGUAUUUUCUGCCAACACUUUCAAUUUCGAUGUUGCUGCGUAAACGUUGCUAUACUGGAAUAUCGGAAUCAACGUUACCACGCCGUAAUAUCUGAAAGAGAAAUAAUAUUACUUGAAUCGAGUAAACUCUACGAGACGAAUUCUUGCGCGCGUAAAUAUUUACACAAGAUUCUGCACACAGCUCUUAACAAGAUUGUUCUCUACGUCUGCUUCCGCUGCUAUUCGUGCAACGUGAUUAAAUCCAUCGAUAUAAGGCAACACUUGUUGCGUAGUCAAAUCCCACUGAUCGCUCUGAAAUGCUUCGCGGCCUUCGAAGAAUAUCGGUACCUGAUGAUCAAGAACUGGUUUCGGCUCAGGUGCUAACUUUAUGACUUUCAAGUGGGACGUCAUUGUCCCCUCUAAUAAAACAUUAUACUUCAUAUUUUUGAUAUACCUAGGUAAAAGUAUUGGUUUCGAGUACUUUUUACCUGUUAGCGUACACAUUUUGUGCAUAUUUAGAUCCUGCAUUACCUGUUGAAGCAUUUCUGCUAACCUUGUUUUAUCGUCGGAUGCUGACAAAAAACAAUUUUCUAUUUCAAGAGCCAUCUGAAAGAUCGAAGUUACGGUAUAAGUCGAGGAAGCGAGUGUAACAGCGAUUGUAACAAAAGUUCCCAUUGAUCUUUUUUGAACCUUAUAAACAAACGCGCGUUUACCAAGAAGUCGGACAUCUUUUUAACAACAGGUUCGUAGUGUACUGUACGAGCUCCUGCGUCGCAUACGAAGCAUAAAUUAAAAUAAAAAGCA
Megalopta genalis is the source of this 3401-nucleotide messenger RNA. RefSeq names its product cilia- and flagella-associated protein 45. NCBI's taxonomy places the organism in Eukaryota, Metazoa, Arthropoda, Insecta, Hymenoptera, Halictidae. The record is from RefSeq and is a predicted model, not a curated record.